Messenger RNA from Eimeria acervulina, 1164 nucleotides. RefSeq lists its product as hypothetical. The record is from RefSeq and is a predicted model, not a curated record. Lineage: Eukaryota; Apicomplexa; Conoidasida; Eucoccidiorida; Eimeriidae. The transcript has 7 exons. The coding region runs from base 1 to 1164 and encodes 387 amino acids.
AUGCUGGUGUCUUCUCAGGAGAGUGCAUGCAGUAAGCGCAAACCCGCCGUCCAGCUGACGAAAGAUCAAGUGCAGGGCGAAGGCAAGCAGGAAGAACAGCCAGAAACAGAGGCUUCUCUGGACCUGAAGGAGGCCGAUGCGGAGACCCUAAAAAACAGACGCGACUUGCUUCUGCAGACACCUGAACCGGCCCCACAGACGGCGGAAUCCCCUGCAACAGGUGCUCCAGCGGGUGCUGCAGCAGGUGCUGCAGCAGGUGCUCCAGCACCCGCUGCAGCACCUUCUGCCGCAACUGAUGCUGAAAAAACGGCAGCUGCUGUAGCAGAGGCUGCAAACGCAUCGAUAGGAGCUGAAAGUGGUGGCAUCGGCGCCCGUUCAGCUGCCGGUGAUGGUGCUGCUUCUGCUGGUACUGCUUCAGCUGAAGCAGCUCCGGCAGCAGCGCCCAACGGAAACACAGCAGCUGGCAGCAGCAACAGCAACGGCAGUUGUGGAGGCCUCUUUGGUUCUGUUUUGAAGGGGACUUCGGCAUUUGUUAGCCCCUUUGGUUCUCUUGGAGCGGCAGGCAGCUCCUUCCUACUGCCUUCUGCUGGGGCUGGUGAGGGCACUUCGCUCUUCAAAGGCUCAGGGACCGCCGCGGCUGCCGAUGCAGAAGACGGAGACGCACCUCCACCGGAGGAACCCACGGUCGUCACAACCACCGUCGACAGCAAGGAGGAAAUCAUCUUUACAGACCGCGACUGCCGCAUGCAGUGCUUUGACCUGGAAAACAAGAAGGGAGAAGAGGAGGGGCUGCCCAAUGCCCGUAUUCUGUUUUUCGUCAACCGCACGGGCCGUCUGCGACUGAAUUCUCCGGUGUUGCCGUCAACAGUCAAAUUUAGACAUCCUGUUGAACGUGCAGCAGCUUCUGCUGCAACGAAGGCGACUUCGCCAGCAGCUGCUGCAGCGCCAGAAGGCGGCAGUGCGGAUGGAGGAGCUAUGGAAGUACCAGUAAAAAAGAAUACAGUGGAGUUUACCGGACUCAAAAUCGAUGCAAAAGACGCGAAAGAUACGACGUUCUACCGCAUCCGUUUUUCGAAUGAUGAACGCGCUGCGGAAUUCAUUGCUUUGGCGAAUGCCAAGCAAGAAGAAGCUGCCAAAGCCGCACAAAACGGCAGCACCAAGUAG